Messenger RNA from Rhizopus microsporus ATCC 52813, 1382 nucleotides. RefSeq lists its product as uncharacterized. The record is from RefSeq and is a predicted model, not a curated record. The transcript is spliced from 6 exons. Gene Ontology annotation, molecular function: L-kynurenine:2-oxoglutarate transaminase activity; pyridoxal phosphate binding. NCBI's taxonomy places the organism in Eukaryota, Fungi, Mucoromycota, Mucoromycetes, Mucorales, Rhizopodaceae. The coding region runs from base 62 to 1330 and encodes 422 amino acids. Gene Ontology annotation, cellular component: cytoplasm; mitochondrion. Gene Ontology annotation, biological process: biosynthetic process.
GUUUUCCAUCACCUCUUUUUCUUCUUGUUUACUUAGAAGACCAGUUGUCGUAACGCGCAUCAUGUCAUAUUCUACAAAGAUUCAACCUGCAAAGCGUGUAUCCACCUUUAGUCGAGAUGUUUGGUCCAUUUUUACUCCACUUGCAGCCGAAACAAAGGCUAUCAAUUUGGGACAAGGGUUCAUGAACUUUUCUCCUGCCCAUGUUGUACAAAGUGCAUGUAAGCAGGCCAUUGACAAAGUUGAAUCCAAUCAAUACAGCCAUCCAAAAGGUCUUUUACGCUUAAGAAACGCGCUAGCAGCUUCUUAUAAACAACAAUUCAAUGGUCGAGAAUUAGACCCUGAGACCAACAUUAUUGUCACUGCAGGUGCUAAUGAAGGUAUUUUUGCUACCUUGGCUGGUUUCUUGGAUGAAGGCGAUGAAGUGGUUGUUAUUGAGCCAUUCUUUGAUCAAUAUAUUCCCAAUAUUACCAUGAACGGUGGUGUACCUGUCUAUGUUCCCUUGAGACCUCCUACUGAUGCUGAUCAGCGUGUGGUCUCUUCUCAUGAAUGGACUUUGGACAUAAAGGAACUGGAAUCUAAAAUAACCAAUAAAACAAAGAUCAUCAUCAUCAAUACUCCUCACAACCCAGUAGGCAAAGUAUUUAGCGAACAAGAACUUAAUGCAAUUGGACAAGUAGCUGAAAAGCACAACUUGUUGAUCAUAUCAGAUGAAGUGUAUGAUCGUCUCUAUUAUCCUCCCUAUGAAAGAAUUCCCAGAAUAGGUAAUCAGUUUUGGAACCGUACAAUUACCGUUGGCUCAGGCGGCAAAAGCUUUGCAGCAACCGGCUGGCGUGUAGGAUGGCUUAUUGGUCCUGCAGAGCUGAUUCAGCACGCAUAUGCUGCUCAACUUCGAGUUGUCUUUUGUGUGAACUCGCCAUGUCAGGAGGCUGUUGCUGCUGGUAUUGAAGCCUCCUUGACGGAACCGAUCUUUGAACAACAGAUUGAAGACUAUAUUAAGAAGAAGGCCAUUCUUUCCAAGGUCUUUGAUGAACUCAAUUUGCCUUAUACUGUGCCUGAGGGUGCAUAUUAUUUCUUGGUCAACACGAGCAAGAUCAAGAUUCCAGAAGGUUAUGAAUUUCCUGAUAUUUUAAAUGAUCGAGGCGACGAUUUUAAAAUGUGUUACUGGUUAACUAAGGAAAUUGGUGUUUGUGCUAUUCCCCCAUCCGAAUUUUACAUGAAGGAACACUGGCCAUUAGCUUCGAAAUUCGCUCGUUUUGCAUUUUGUAAAACAAAUGACGUAUUAGAGCAAGCUGUUGAAAGACUAAAGAAGUUAGAAAAGUAUAUUCAAUAAACGAAUGCAUGAAAAUAAGACGGAGACGGACGAAAUCGGAAACUAGUAAACG